Gilbertella persicaria is the source of this 1749-nucleotide messenger RNA. RefSeq lists its product as uncharacterized. The record is from RefSeq and is a predicted model, not a curated record. The coding region runs from base 47 to 1738 and encodes 563 amino acids. Lineage: Eukaryota; Fungi; Mucoromycota; Mucoromycetes; Mucorales; Choanephoraceae. The transcript has a single exon.
ACCACUCUUUUUCUCUCUCUUUUUAUUCUUCUCGACUCAUUCUACAAUGACACCCAAAGAUGAGAUCAAUCAAAUGGAAAAAGUAAUAGAAAGAUCUCAAUUGAAACACGGACAAGAACUACUUGGAGAAUAUCAUGCUGUGUAUAAGAUUGAUUGGAAAAUUCAUUUCCUAUGGACACUCUCAGUCAUUUGUUUCAUUUUGGCCAGAUUAUGGUGGUUUGUUCCUUUGCCAGGCACAGAUUAUUUACCAGCCUAUCGUACCUAUCCUGCCAACUUUCUCAACACAUUAUUCCAAGGUUUAGGUUGUGCACUUGCCACUCGGUCCAUCACAGUGGGUUUAGUCAAGACAUUCACAAAGGGAGUUCAUCCUGACUCUUUGGUCUCGUUCGGUUCAACAGGUGGAUGGAGAGCAAUGUGGAGUUGUAUUCGCCAUCGAUCUGGACUGCGGUAUUUCUUGAUUGCUCUUUUGGUUACUGCAGCUACUCUUUUAGGUAAUGCGCUUGAAGGCGAAUUACAAUCUUCAGUCACUAUCUAUUAUCGCGUGGGUGGUAUGACUUCUACAAAUCUGGCAGAAUGUCAACAUAAUACGACUCAAGAUUAUGCUACUGCCUCUACUGCUUAUACAUCAGGUUGGGUCAGCCAUACCUUAGCAGACGCAACUCCUCUCCUGAAUCAAUUGAAUGCCAGUCUCUACGCUAACCCAACGAGCCCUUAUUCUCUCAGUUUACUUAGUACACAGCUUACUCCUAUUCAAAACAUGACAGCGGCUUAUUCAAGUAACACAAAUCUAAGGAGAAGACAUUACCAUCACACCAGUUCAUGUGAUCCAAAGGCUACAGCCACUCUAACGUCAUCUACUGCCACAAGUUCACUCAUGACAGCUACAGCCGAAUAUGGAUCGAACAAUGAUAGUGCUAUCAUGGCAUUGUCUGUGGAUGGAGAACAAGUCCCAGUGACAAAUGCAACCCAUGUCAAUGGCACCUUGAUGAUCAUGAUAGACAAUACGACACAUACAGCCAUACCUUAUAAUGCAUCCAUGGCAUCUACUUAUUCAGCUGUGGAACUACAAGUCCUUCGAUACACACAUGCGGAAGGACAAGAAGCUGUCAUUGUCUAUAGUUCCAAUAUGUCUUAUUAUGGUGGUGUUUAUGUCACUGCAUCUGCUUCCAAUUAUAGUUGUACGUUGGUUGAUCAUUCAAUCGCAUGUCAUCUUUUGGAUGCCUCAAACACCUUAUCCGCAAAUAAUAAAGUGGUUGCGGAUGCACUUGCGGAUGCGAUUCGAUCAGGCGUAGGUGUCUAUGGAACCAUGCUUCCCAAUAGCCUUCCGUUAGAUAUGCUGAAUGGUGUCCCUACAUCAGGUGCUCUGGUGGAUGCGUUGUAUGCGAAUCCUAACUGUCCAGCACCCUUAGUGCUGCCUUCUGAAGCAAAUGGUAUUUAUCCUUAUUCUGCUGCUCAUUGGACUUGGCUUAGUAUGCUCUGGGUUCUUUCUUAUGUUAUUGUUUGGCUUAUUGGUGUUUAUGUGAUUGGUUAUUCUGAAGAUACAUGGUCUCGGCUGACAAGGACAGGCUACAUGUUACCUCAGAUUAUUAGUAAUUCCCCUAUUUUGUUUACCAAUGGUUUAGACGGCGAAACAGUCAAUCAGCCUGCUUAUUUAAAUCCUGCAGAUGGUAAAAUGAUUUUAAUCCGAGAACAUGAUCAUGGCUAUACAGUCACUGAAGAAGAAAUACCCAUACAAUAAACAGUUUAUUG